Molecule: messenger RNA, 916 nt
Organism: Hermetia illucens (black soldier fly)
Lineage: Eukaryota; Metazoa; Arthropoda; Insecta; Diptera; Stratiomyidae
Product: MORN repeat-containing protein 5-like
Exons: 1
Coding region: 99-833 (244 amino acids)
Source: RefSeq, a predicted model, not a curated record
UUCAUUUCGCAUGUCAAUGUGAAGAUAUAAAUUUCCCCCAAAGCAUCGCAUAACUUCUGAUAAAUUUCAAUUUACUUUCUAAAAACAUUUUAUUGAGAAUGGAGGAAUCCAUCCGUCUCAAGCCAGCUGAAUGGAGUUCAUCCUUUUUAAGUGCUGUCCUUCCAAUCACAGACAAGAAGUUCUGCACGGGGAGCUCGUAUUCAGGAGAAUGGGACAAUUGCCAUCGCAUGCACGGUACAGGGGUCUACCGCUUCCCCAAUGGCGUUGAGUAUCAUGGACAAUUCAAAGAGGGAGUAUUCCAUGGCGACGGAUACAUUCUGUUCCCGAAUCACUAUAAAGUUCGUGCAAAAUGGGAUCAUGGCAAAUUAGGCAGUUACGAAAUAGUUUUCCCAGACGAUCUAAUAUUUGUGGAGAAGAAUUGGGCGUACUGUACGAAAGGCGAUCGACGCUAUGCUGAAUGCAUAAGACAAGGAAUACCUCCUGUCGGUGAUGGAUAUAUAACCAAAGAGAAGCCUCCAAGGGACAUACCGCCUGGCUGUUAUGAUACUGAGGAGGGGUUCUAUAAUCCGAAGACGGGUUUGUUGUAUUCAGUUGAGAAUCCGAAUUUGGCUGUGAGAGUGCCUUCGAGUGAGGAGGAUCGCUGGGCAAUCGCUAAUUGCAGAAAAGCCGAAAGGGAAACUGUGGGAUUCUAUGGAGCUUUGGAUAUUAUAAACGAUAUGACUGAACAAAAUGGGGAUGAAGAAAGUGGGUAUCAAUAUACUAAGCGAUCGGAGUAUGGGUCGUACACUGAUCAGUUGUCACAACAUAGCGAAGAUAUUUCAGUUCCUUUUUAGACUUUGUUAUUUUGCGAAGUUGUCUUGGUUAUAUGUCUUGUGAAUGAGUUGGUAUUUAUUUAAUAAUGAAGUAUUACAACAAA